Messenger RNA from Arachis duranensis, 1518 nucleotides. Its product is annotated as tyrosine decarboxylase 1-like. The transcript has a single exon. The record is from RefSeq and is a predicted model, not a curated record. Lineage: Eukaryota; Viridiplantae; Streptophyta; Magnoliopsida; Fabales; Fabaceae. Bases 19 to 1518 code for a protein of 499 amino acids. Gene Ontology annotation, molecular function: pyridoxal phosphate binding; carboxy-lyase activity. Gene Ontology annotation, biological process: amino acid metabolic process.
UUGAUCAAAAUAAACCAAAUGGGUAGCAACAGUGAUUACAAUUCAUUCACCUUCAACAAUCCAUUGGAUCCUGAAGAAUUUAAGAGACAAGGUCAUAUGAUAGUUGAUUUUCUUGCCGACUAUUACUAUAAUAUUGGAAACUAUCCGGUUCUAAGUCAAGUCGAACCUGGUUAUCUUCAAAAAAAGCUUCCAUCUUAUGCUCCUUUUGGCUCUGAACCCAUUGAAACUAUCCUUCAAGACAUGAAAAAACACAUAAUUCCAGGAAUCACACACUGGCAGAGUCCUAAUUUCUUUGCAUUCUUCCCUUCAAGUGGCAGCAUUGCUGGUUUUAUGGGCGAGAUGCUCAGUACUGGACUCAACACCGUUGGAUUCAACUGGCUCUCGUCUCCGGCUGCAACUGAACUCGAGACCACCGUCAUGGAUUGGCUCGGCCAAGAGCUCCGGCUACCAAAAGAAUUCCUCUUUGCUGGUCACGGCGGCGGCGUCAUGUUAGGCACAACAUGCGAGGCAAUAUUGGCAACACUAGUCGCAGCCAGAGAUCGAAUGCUUAAUCUGGUAGGAAGAGACAAUAUUGGAAAGCUUGUCGUUUACGGUUCAGAUCAAACGCAUUGCGCGGUUCAAAAAGCUGCUCAUAUUGCAGGGUUUGAUCCAAACAACUUCAGAGCCAUUAAGACUUCGAGAUCGAAUUCGUUCUCGUUGUUACCACAAUCGCUAUUGAAAACCAUUCAGAAAGAUCUCCAUAACGGAUUAGUUCCAUGCUACUUGUGUGUAACCGUUGGAACAACUUCUACAACGGCCAUUGAUCCAGUUGGAGCGUUGUGCCACGUGGCAAAAAAUUAUGGAAUGUGGAUCCAUGUUGAUGCGGCGUAUGCAGGUAGCGCGUGCAUUUGUCCAGAGUUCAGACACCUGAUGGAUGGCGUUGAAGAUGCAGAUUCAUUCAGCCUCAACGCUCACAAAUGGUUUCUAACCAACUUGGAUUGUUGUUGUCUUUGGGUUAAAGAUCCAAAUUCUUUAAUCAAAUCGCUCUCAACAAACCCUUGGUAUUUGCAUAACAACGCUUCCGAAUCGAAACAAGUUGUAGAUUACAAAGAUUGGCAAAUUACACUAAGCAGAAGGUUCCGUGCUCUCAAAGUAUGGCUUGUUCUUCGAAGUUACGGCGUUUCGAAUCUCAGAAACUUCUUAAGAAGCCAUGUUGAGAUGGCAAAGAGCUUUGAGGAAAUGGUGAAAUUGGAUAAGAGGUUUGAGAUUGUGGUUCCUAGAAACCUCGCUAUGGUUUGCUUUAGACUUAUACCCUCAGUUGUUCAUGGCGGUGAUGCAAAUGAAAUCAAUAGAAAAUUGUUGGAUUCCAUGAAUGAAUCAGGAAGAGUUUACAUGAGUCACGCCAUGGUGGAUGGAAUGUUCGUUAUAAGAUGUGCUAUUGGGGCAACUCUCACGCAGCAAGAACACGUGAUUAUGGCUUGGAAGAUCGUACAAGAACAUGCAAAUACAAUUCUAAAUAAAACUGCUAUUAGUGCCUAG